Messenger RNA from Doryrhamphus excisus (bluestripe pipefish), 1760 nucleotides. RefSeq names its product potassium voltage-gated channel, shaker-related subfamily, member 7 (gene kcna7). Gene Ontology annotation, biological process: potassium ion transmembrane transport; action potential; protein homooligomerization. Gene Ontology annotation, molecular function: protein binding; delayed rectifier potassium channel activity. The record is from RefSeq and is a predicted model, not a curated record. Gene Ontology annotation, cellular component: membrane; voltage-gated potassium channel complex. NCBI's taxonomy places the organism in Eukaryota, Metazoa, Chordata, Actinopteri, Syngnathiformes, Syngnathidae.
CUAUUCACGUUUGGUCGUGGUGGUUCAGGGCUCAGAGAUGGCGGAUCCAAAGAAAAGAGACGGUCGUGACGGAGGCAAGGUCGAGGACGAGGACAAGCGUGCCAAAGACGAGCACAACAAGCUGGAGAAGGAGAGCGGGAAGGUGGUGGCGCCCAGUGGGGACGUGAGGCGGGACAAGCGGCGCCCCCCGUGGAAGAGCGGCUGGGCCCUGAGCGAGCGCCUGGCCAUCAACGUGUCUGGGAUGCGUUACGAGACGCAGCUGCGCACGCUGGCUCAGUACCCCGACUCCCUGCUGGGAGACGCCCGUAAACGUCUUCGCUAUUUCGACCCGGCCAGGAACGAGCUCUUCCUGGACAGGAGCCGGGUCUGCUUCGACGCCAUCUUGUACUUCUACCAGUCGGGCGGGAGACUGCGGAGGCCCGCCAACGUGCCCUUGGACAUCUUUAUGGACGAGCUUCGCUUCUACGAGCUCGGGGAGGACAUCCUGGACCGCUUCAAGGAAGACGAAGGCUUCCCAAAGGAGGAGGAGAGACCUCUUCCCAGCGGCGACCUGCAGAGACGCCUCUGGAUGCUCUUCGAGUACCCCGAGUCCUCCAGCGCCGCUCGCAUCAUCGCCAUUGUCAGCGUCAUGGUCAUUAUCAUCUCCAUCCUCAUCUUCUGCCUGGAGACUCUGCCCGAGUUCAGGAAUGAGAGGGAACAGCGGGAGAGAUUCACCAGCAUCCUUCAGCCGGCGGCGGCCAACGACAGCAUCCUGAACCCUCCGGCCUUCACUCCCUUCCAGGACCCCUUCUUCAUCGUGGAGACCAUCUGCAUCUGCUGGUUCUCCUUUGAGCUCAUCAUGCGCUUCACCUGCUGCCCCAGCAAGACGCACUUCUUCAAGGAUGUCAUGAACACCAUCGACUUCUUCGCCAUCAUUCCCUACUUCGUCACGCUGGGCACGGAGCUGGCCAAGGACAAGGGGGCGCAGCCCUCCGUGUCGCUGGCACUGAUCAGGGUCAUCCGGCUGGUUCGGGUCUUCAGGAUCUUCAAGCUGUCCCGCCAUUCAAAGGGUCUCCAGAUCCUGGGCCAGACCCUUAAAGCGAGCCUGCGCGAGCUGGCCCUGCUCAUCUUCUUCCUCUUCAUCGGCGUCAUCCUCUUCUCCAGCGCUGUCUACUUCGCCGAGGUGGACCGCCCGGACACGGCCUUCACCAGCAUCCCGGAGGCCUUCUGGUGGGCCGUGGUGUCCAUGACGACGGUCGGCUACGGCGACAUGUACCCGGAGACGGUGGGCGGGAAGCUGGUGGGCUCCAUGUGCGCCAUCGCCGGCGUGCUCACCAUCUCGCUGCCCGUGCCCGUCAUCGUGUCCAACUUCAGCUACUUCUACCACCGAGAGAUGGAGCGAGUGGACACCACGGAGUACCACCACGUCUCCGCCUCCCUCUGGGAGGAGGACGAGGAGAUCCAGGACGAUGAUGAUGAUGAAGUGGGAGAAGAAGGGCCCGAGGACACGCAGGAAAAGGCGCCGUUGUACGACAGGAACAGCAAAGCGGCGGGAGAUCUGAGCGGGAUGAACUUGCUCCUCAGAGAACCUCUGGUCACUCAGGUGUGAUGGAACUUCUGAGGAAGAGACACAAGGGAGAGGAGACUCACGUGGACAUCGAGUACCUGCGACCUCCCCCAUGAAGGUCACGUGAGAGGUUCUCAGCUUUUCUAUAAACUUUUCACUGAUUGGCUGAGUUUGCUUGCCUGGUUUACACGUCAGAUUCCGAGAGUCUUUGUCA